Molecule: messenger RNA, 2544 nt
Organism: Oikopleura dioica
Lineage: Eukaryota; Metazoa; Chordata; Appendicularia; Copelata; Oikopleuridae
Source: the annotation of a GenBank genome assembly
AUGGAAGAAAAUCUCAUUUCUAUCGAAGAAUAUGCUCAAAAAAUUGAAAACGAGCUUAGAGAAAUCGCGAAUUUUAGUGAUGACGAAAACAAGAAGAUUGCCAAUUCAUUUGCGAAGUUCGACACCCAGCAACUCGGCACCAUUGACAAAUGCCUCCUCGUAAAUGUGAUCAAAGAGUCCGAAAUCAAAAUCCCCAAAAAACGAGCUCGGGAGCUCUCAAUCUCGCUUCAAACAAAGCUCCAUGGCGAAGUCUCCCUCGACGAAUUCGUUGCUUUGGCGAAAUCAGUCGCUUCUACUGGCUCCAUUGACAGUAGCUUGCUCAAACGGGCAGACCAUACGCUGCCAAAAGGGCAUCUCAACUUGGGGACAAUUUCGGACGGAACAGUUGAAAAAGUCAAAAGCAGCAGGGAAGAGGGAAAAAUGAAACGAGCGCCAAGCUGCGAGUUUUUGGAUUCCGUCGAUGAAAUGGAAAGGAAUCCGAUUUUGCUCUUCAAAAUGUCCGACUACGCCCAAAAACUGUUUGACGAACUCGUCUCCCUGGGAAUUUCCGAAGAAGAUCGAGUCACAAUCGCCGGAGGUUUUUCCGAGCAAGACACGGACAAAACCGGCCAAGUUCCUGAAAACUACCUCGACGGGCUCUUCAAAAGCUGUUUGAGAGAACUCCCCGGCUACGAAAUCAGACGGAUCAUGGAAGCAAGGGGAGAUGAUCAAGGAAAGAGUCUGACGAUUCUGAGUUUUGCGGAGAUCUUUAUGGCGGAGAAAAAGUCGGAUGUUUGCAAUCAGUUCAAGAGCUCAGUCAAACAAGCAAAAGGCCUCAUCAACAAAAAGAACCACGAAGUCGAAAUUUCCGAAAAACAAACGGAAAGCUAUCUCGCCUCGCAUGCCUACUCCCUCGCCGAGCGCCGCGCCUUUUCCACUUGGAUCAACCAGCACUUGUCUUCCGACCAGGAUUGCCGCCGCCACUUGCCGCUCGAAGUCGAAACGGAAGCGCUCUUCAAAUGCGUUUCCGAUGGCAUCAUCCUCUGCAAAGCGAUCAAUUGCGCGAAACCGGGAACAGUUGAUGAGCGAGUCAUGAAUAAAAGCGAGAACAUGAAUAUCUUCCAAAAAGCGGAAAACAUCAUCCUUGGUCUAAACAGCGCCUUGGCACUUGGUUGCAAAGUUGUGAAUAUCAGACCGGAUGAUAUCAAAACAGGCGUGCCGCAUCUUGUCCUGGGUCUUCUUUGGCAAAUUAUCCGACAUAGUCUUCUCUCGAAAAUCUCCCUCGCCAAGAAUAUCGACAUUGCCGCCCUUCUCCGACCCGGCGAAAAUAUCAAAAGCUUGGACGAAAUGAACCCCGAGCAGAUUCUCAUGCGAUGGGUCAACCAUCAUCUUCACAACUCCGCAGACAACGACGAUGAAGCCGCGAAAAUUCUGAGAAACAAGGGGCUAAAAGAAAAUGGAGAGUUCGUUGGCAAUUUUGGAAGUGAUUUGUCGAACUCCGUCGCGUUUAUAAACCUUUUGGAGCAAAUUUCACCAUCGAAUUCGACAAAAAAUCUCGCCGCAAAAGUGAUCAAAAUUGCUGACAAACGGGCUCGAGCUGCGUCGAUGCUGGAAAUGGCAAAAGCAAUCGGCAUGAAUCCGAUUUUGACGCCGGACGAUAUCGUCAACGGAAAUGAAAAGCUCAAUCUCGCCUUUCUAGCCGCUUUGUUCAACAAGCAUUCUGGGCUGUCAAAGGCGGACAUCGCGCAAGAGGUACUGGAUGAGCUGGAUUUGGAGAACUUGGAAGAGCUGGAAAACUUGGUCGAAGAGGAAACUAGAGAAGAAGAAACUUAUCGAAAUUGGGUGAACUCACUUGGAUUGCAGCCAUUUUCAAAAAUGAUGCCAUCAACAGUGUCGCGUCUGUACUCCGACUUGCGCGAUGGACUGUACUUAUUAAAGAUCGAGGACGAAAUCAAGCCCGGAGCUGUCAACUGGUCUCGUGUUCAUAAAUCCUACGACAAGUGGCAGCGGCACAUGCGAUGCAUGGAAAAUUGCGCCUAUGCUGUUGACGUUGGCACGAAAAAACUCAACUACUCGCUCGUUGGAAUUAACGGCGCGAAUAUUUACGAAAUGGAUCGGACCAGAACCCUAGCGAUUCUUUGGCAACUGAUGAGGAGUUAUAUGACCAAGGUUUUGUCCAGUAUGGAUGGGGAGAUCAGGGACAAUGAGAUUAUGCAAUGGUGCAAUGAUACCCUAGGGAAACACCAAAAAGAAUCAAGAGUGAAUUCGUUCAAGGACAAAGAUCUGGCAUUUGCAGUGAUAGAUCUAUGCGAUGUCAUCUCUCCUCGAUCAGUCGAUUACAACAUGGUAGCCAAAAGCAUCGCUUCCGACGGUUUUAUGGCACCAGAUGAGCGGCUUCAAAAUGCCCAGCUAGCGAUCAAUCUUUCUCGAAAAAUUGGCGCGAAGAUUUACGCUUCUCCGAUGGACUUGGUCGAAGGAAAGCAAAAGAUGAUUUUGACCAUUUUUGUUGGCCUAAUGUCGAGGAGCUUUGAAAAGGCCGAGCAAGGCAAUAUUCUGCCUGUAUAA